AUGGCAGAGUACGCGGAGGACCGUCCUAUGUUGGCCGAUGGCCCACCGAUGGGGUUUCUGAGGGAAAAAAAAUACUCAAAAUUGCAAGAUGCUACUGUGGAAGAUGAGUUUCAUCCAGACUGGCGAUUGAAAUGUAUCAUGGCAACCAUUGGACUGUUAAACUUUGUGGUUGCUGUUGAUGCUACUUCUGUAUCCGUCGCGCUACCGACCAUCUCAACGGAACUUGGUGGAACAGCGACCGAAGCUUUCUGGGCUGGAACAUCGUUCCUCGUCGCCUCUUGCGUAGUUCAACCUGUCUUCUCCCUGGCAUCCGACAUUUUUGGCCGAAAAGUUAUUCUGAUGUUCGCUGUGACCGCAUUCACUGUUGGAUCAAUUCUUGCUGCGAUCGCAAAGGGUUGGACAGUGCUCCUUCUUGGUCGUUCCGUUCAAGGUGUUGGCGGUGGCGGUCUCUUGACACUUACUGAAAUUCUUAUCGCCGACUUGAUCCCACUGAGAGAGCGUGGAAAAUGGUUCAGUAUCAAAUCAGGCUCCCAGGCCUUUGGAACAGUUACUGGCCCCCUGAUCGGUGGCGCAUUUACUCAAACCUCCUCUUGGAGGUGGAUCUUUUGGUUCAAUGUUCCUUUUACUGGAAUUGGGCUUGUUUUGAUUCCAAUCUUUCUGAAGCUCGACCGUGCCCCCGUUUCCAUCCUCAAGGAGCUCGCCAAGGUUGACUAUGUUGGAUCUGUCAUCUCUGUUGCAUCUCUUACUUCCUUCCUUAUGCCAAUGACUUGGGGCGGCGUUAUGUAUUCCUGGACCUCAUGGCAUACCCUCUUCCCCUUGAUUGUUGGUCUCCUUGGAAUGGUCGGAUUCGCAGUAUACGAAGCAUACGUGCCUAAGAAACCUCUAAUCCCAAUUGUCAUCUUCAGCAAUAUGACCAUCUGCAUCAGCUACUUCGGCACCUUCCUCCACGGUCUCGUCCUUUGGUCUAUCGUCUACUACCUACCUCUUUACUACGAAGGUGUCCUGGCUUACAACCCCGUCAUCUCCGGCUUGGCUGUAUUCCCGGAGUGUCUGACUAUAGCACCUGUCGCUGUUAUUACAGGUUUUGCGGUAUCGAAGGUCGGUGACUAUCGAUGGGCACUGUGGACCGGAUGGCCUAUUGUUGUUCUCGGUGUUGGGCUUCUUUACAUGCUCGGCCCAGACACCAGUAUUCCCAAAUGGAUCUUCCUCAACAUCCCCGCAGGAAUCGGAUGCGGUAUGCUCUACCCUUCAGUACAGCUUGCCGUACAAGCCUCAGCAAACCCAGAUUUCAUCACCAUGGUCGUGACUAUGACCCCAUUCUUCCGGACAUUGGGUCAAGCCGUCGGUGUUGCGAUUGGAGGCGUGGUCUUCCAGAACCGCAUCAAGAAGCAGUUUAACGAGCAGCCCGGGCUCGGGGCUACGGCUGAUAAAUACGCAUCAGAUGCUUCCAGUCUUGUCGAAUUUAUCAAAACCUUACCUUCUGGUAGCACCGAGCGUACGACGAUUGUGUCGCUGUACUCCAAGUCCCUGGGUACGGUUUGGCUUGUCAUGUGCGGUAUUGCCGGUCUGGGAAUGUUGACUAGCUUCCUUGUGAAGAAGUAUUCGUUGGAUCAGCAGUUGGAGUCCAAGCAAGGAUUGAGAGGUUCACGGGCUGAUUUGGAGCCCCUGAGAGAACGGAGUGACUCUGAGGAUGGACGAGAGAGGGACAUGGAGAUGGAUGGGGGAGAGGUAGUUAGUGAACUGACGCCUGUGAUGUUGACCCAUUAA
This is a messenger RNA of Penicillium angulare, 1767 nucleotides long. RefSeq lists its product as uncharacterized. Gene Ontology annotation, biological process: transmembrane transport. NCBI's taxonomy places the organism in Eukaryota, Fungi, Ascomycota, Eurotiomycetes, Eurotiales, Aspergillaceae. The record is from RefSeq and is a predicted model, not a curated record. Gene Ontology annotation, molecular function: transmembrane transporter activity. The coding region runs from base 1 to 1767 and encodes 588 amino acids. The transcript is spliced from 2 exons.